Messenger RNA from Populus trichocarpa (black cottonwood), 847 nucleotides. RefSeq lists its product as uncharacterized. The transcript is spliced from 3 exons. NCBI's taxonomy places the organism in Eukaryota, Viridiplantae, Streptophyta, Magnoliopsida, Malpighiales, Salicaceae. The record is from RefSeq and is a predicted model, not a curated record. The coding region runs from base 144 to 713 and encodes 189 amino acids.
UCCUACUGCGUACAAAACAAGUCCGCCUCCGCGCUUCACUUGCCGCACUGCAGCACUUUGUCUUUCCCUUUUCUUUCUUUCUUUCUUUUUUUAAUCUCUUUCUCAAAGACAGAAGAGAAAGAAAGAAGAUUCGUAAUUUUCAGAUGGAAGAAGGAAAAGGUUCGACUCUGGUUCACCUUCUGGUGGUGGUUCUGAGUCUGGUAGCAUUUGGGUUUGCCAUUGCUGCUGAAAGACGUAGAAGCAUUGGUCACAUUGAAAAAGAUGCAACAAACGCUACAUACUGUGUCUACAACUCUGAUGUUGCCACAGGUUAUGGAGUGGGUGCUUUCUUAUUUCUUCUUUCAAGUGAAUCACUAUUGAUGGGUAUCACAAAAUGCAUGUGUUUUGGGAGAUCAUUAGCCCCUGGUGGAGACCGAGCCUGGGCCAUCAUUUAUUUUGUCUCUUCUUGGGCAACUUUUCUUGUUGCAGAAGGAUGUUUAAUUGCAGGUGCAAAGAAAAAUGCUUAUCAUACCAAGUAUCGAGGGAUGAUCUAUGCUCAAAACUUCACCUGUGAAACAUUGCGGAAAGGUGUUUUUAUUGCUGGAGCAGUGUUUGUGGUGGCAACAAUGAUUCUCAAUGUAUACUACUACAUGUAUUUCUCUAAGGCUACUGCCAGUAAGGCCGCUCACAAAACAAAUCGUACAAGUUCUGUCGGGAUGACUGGCAAUCCUUAGAAUCAACAACAUGACUAGAUAGCUAAGUUUCGAUUCCUGUUGGUUUGAAUCUGUUGGCGGUUCUGUUGUGCAAGUGUACUGACAUACAUCCUGGUUAUCACGCAAUAUAUAGUGCGGCCAUGAAUGUUUCGAUU